UCCUUCAUUAGUGCUCCCCUCUCUACCAUGCCCACAUGGAGAGAACUCUAAAUUAGUCUCCUUGCCUAUUUUUAUAUCAACCUCAUGCUUGAAGGCUUUGUUUGUCAGAGUUCAAGGCCACCACAACACUAGUUUGAGAGGAGGCUUGACUACCAUAUAAUAAUAAAAACAAAUACAAAGAGAGGCAGAGAGUGAAAGUCAUUGGGAGCCAUGAUGGGAAGAAAACAAGAGAGGGUUUGAAUGCCAAGACUGGACUGUAUUAUGAUCACUAGGAAGGAAGAAGACAACCAAGCCAAUGUACUCAGAUACAGACAGGUCUAGAUGAGGGAUCACAGCUCCAAACUUCCAAAGAAAUGGCUUCUAGCUACUCUAAUCCCUGUCCAAUCAUUGUUUUCUUUGUUGGCUUCCUCUUCCUUGCUCCCAUUUCUCCAGCAUUCUCUUCUUCAUCUCUGGUGAACACCACACUGAGGCCUGGUGAAGAGCUGUUGAAGUUUAGGAGGAUAAGAGCUCAUCUCAAGAGGCUCAACAAGCCUUCACUAAAGACAAUUCAGAGUCCUGAUGGUGAUAUGAUAGACUGUGUUCCUUCUCAUCUCCAGCCAGCCUUUGAUCAUCCUAUGCUCAAAGGACAGAAGCCAUUGGAUCCACCUGAGAGGCCAAAAGGUAAUAAAAACCCAAGUGAUAUCAUGGAAGAGAGCUUCCAAAGAUGGAGGAUGUCUGGAGAAUCAUGCCCUGAAGGAACUGUUCCAAUUAAGAGAACCAAAGAAGAAGAUAUCUUGAGAGCAAGCUCAGUUAGGAGAUUUGGCAGGAAGCCUGCAACUAGUCUUAGGCGUGAUUCAACAAGCAGUGGUCAUGAGCAUGCAGUGGGUUAUGUGAUGGGAGACCAAUACUAUGGUGCAAAGGCCAGUCUUAAUGUUUGGGCACCCAAAGUAACCAGUCCAUCUGAGUUCAGCUUGUCACAGAUAUGGGUCAUCUCUGGUUCCUUUGGAGAUGAUCUUAACACCAUUGAAGCUGGAUGGCAGAUUAGCCCACAAUUAUAUGGAGAUGAUUGUCCAAGGUUCUUCACUUACUGGACUACGGAUGCAUACCAAGCAACAGGAUGCUACAACCUCUUGUGCUCUGGUUUUGUGCAAACAAACAACAAGAUUGCCAUCGGUGCCGCCAUCUCCCCGACAUCCAGUUACACCGGAGGCCAAUUCGAUAUCAGCCUGCUUGUUUGGAAGGAUCCAAAGCAUGGGAAUUGGUGGCUGGAGUUUGGAUCAGGAUUGUUGGUUGGUUACUGGCCAUCAUUCUUAUUCAGUCACUUAGCAGAGCAUGCAAGCAUGGUGCAAUUUGGUGGAGAAAUUGUGAAUACAAGGACAUCAGGAUUUCACACGUCAACUCAGAUGGGAAGUGGUCAUUUUGCUGGUGAAGGUUUUGGCAGAGCCUCAUACUUUAGGAACAUGCAAGUUGUUGACUGGGAUAACAGUCUGGUCCCAUUAACAAAUCUGAGAGUUUUGGCUGAUCAUCCAAAUUGUUAUGAUAUACAAGGAGGGAUUAAUGGUGUUUGGGGUAAUUAUUUUUACUAUGGAGGCCCUGGAAGAAAUGUCAGAUGCCCUUGAUGACUUUUU
Molecule: messenger RNA, 1607 nt
Organism: Dioscorea cayenensis subsp. rotundata (Guinea yam)
Lineage: Eukaryota; Viridiplantae; Streptophyta; Magnoliopsida; Dioscoreales; Dioscoreaceae
Exons: 7
Coding region: 354-1598 (414 amino acids)
Source: RefSeq, a predicted model, not a curated record